Molecule: messenger RNA, 1700 nt
Organism: Sitodiplosis mosellana (orange wheat blossom midge)
Lineage: Eukaryota; Metazoa; Arthropoda; Insecta; Diptera; Cecidomyiidae
Product: serine protease snake-like
Exons: 7
Coding region: 190-1032 (280 amino acids)
Biological process (GO): proteolysis
Molecular function (GO): serine-type endopeptidase activity
Source: RefSeq, a predicted model, not a curated record
GAAAUAUUUAGUAUUUAUUUUUCAUUCAAAAUAUUCAUUCAGUCAGAAUUUUUGUUAUGGAGAAUCGUGACAUAUUUGAAUAAGCUCGCUUUGAGAGCUGUCGAAGAAAAAUUUGAAUAAUAUCAAUUGAAACAAAUGGUAAUGAAGUUAUGAAAAUCAAUGAACAAUUAUUCAAGUAUUACUUAGUGCAUGAAAUAUACAAACUAUGCGUAUGAAAUAUCGGCUUGGACGAGUCUAAGUUACGGAGUUGCAAAUUGUGAUUCAUAUAUGCUUCCGUUGAUAGUUGGUGGAACGAAAGUGGAUCGUACAGAAUUUCCGCAUAUGGCAGCCAUUGGAUUUGGUGGUCCAUCAGAUUUGGCGUAUUUAUGCGGUGGUUCAUUAAUUAGUGAAAAAUUUGUCAUGUCAGCUGCUCAUUGUGGAAAGGAUCGAAUAAGGGGUCCCGCGAGAGUUGUACGCUUAGGAUCAAUAAACUUAAUUAACUAUGACGAUCACACGCGUAUUGUUCUAAUAGAUAAAAUCCACUUGCAUCCGGACUAUAAGUCGAGCAGUAAAUAUAAUGAUAUUGCGCUAAUGCGAUUGGCCCGUAGCGUUCAUUUUAAUGAAUUCAUUCGGCCGGCUUGCAUAAAUGUAAAUAAUGAUGUGGAAUGGUCACAAGCAAUUGCCACCGGCUUUGGCCUAACAUCGACCGAACGUACGGUCGGUAGUAAUGAUUUGCUGAAGGUUCAACUCAACAAAGUGGAACUGAAUUUAUGCAAAAGAACAUACCGGGCAAGCCGCUUCAUGAGUCGUGGUAUAGACAAAUCACAAUUUUGUGCCGGAGAAUUGACAGGGCAUAAAGAUACAUGUCAAGGUGACUCUGGCGGACCCAUUCAAAUAUUACUUGCGAAGCCACACUGUGUAUACAGUAUCAUUGGAAUAACAUCAUUUGGGAAAUCAUGUGGCUAUAAAAAUACACCAGGCGUAUACACAAAUGUUGCUCACUACACAAGUUGGAUCGAGCAAAUUGUUUGGCAAGACAAAUCGGAUACUUGAACAUCGUUCAUCUAAUGGGAAAUCAUUUCACAAUUUGAUGCAUUUGAAACCCAUUUAAACAAAUAGAUGAAUUUCUCUUUUAAUAUAAACCAAUUCUGUACGAAAAUGCUUUAGUAUAGAAGUAUCGAUUCAGAGUGACUAAACUAAAUAUAUAGUUGAUGAAUAGUAGUUUAGGGUAUCUAUUCAUUAAAUUUCGUUUUACUACAUGGAAAUAAAAGAACAUCAUUUUCAUUUACGUAAAUUUUCAUGCGAAACGUUUUUGAUUCAGUCGAUUUAAUCAUAAAAAAACAACAAUCGCAACGACUCUCGACACAGUUUAUGAUGUAUAAAAAAAAUGGUUUGUAAUGAAGUGAAAAUUGCAGUUCAGCAUAUAAAAUUGGUUAAAUUACGCGCAGCUCACGACUAUGUAUAAUUGGGGUUUGGUGCAGCAAUCGCCGCAGUAGCGUGUACAUGUGUCUCCCCGAAAAUCAAGUGGUUGUGCCGAGUUUUAUGUCACACAACAAAUGUUGUGUGCGCAAGAGGGUGAGUGAGAUAUGUACAAAUGUACAUAUUGACAGAGUGAGAGCGACAGCAUUUAAUCGAAAUCCAUGCGAAUUGGAAAAUCCAAUAGACACAUACUGUAAUCAAACUCCCUAUACAUUAGGAAAACACUUGAGAGCAAACUUUGA